Xyrichtys novacula (pearly razorfish) is the source of this 8540-nucleotide messenger RNA. The record is from the annotation of a GenBank genome assembly. NCBI's taxonomy places the organism in Eukaryota, Metazoa, Chordata, Actinopteri, Labriformes, Labridae.
AUGUGGGACAGGACGUGGUCAUGGCGACAGGAUAAACAGAUGAUAACAAGCCCUCAGCGCUGCGGAGCUCAUUUCAACGCUGCGACCGCUGCUGAGGGCCAGAAGAGGGAGAGGAGAGACAGAGGUGAAGCAGGGACAGACACAGGAGGACACCGGACGCACAGGUAAGACUGCAGGACCGUGUCUGCUUUGAGUUUUCUUUUUAUGCAUUGGCUGGAUGUUUGGAAAAAGGUGAGAGCUGCAUGUGCUAACCAUGCACCACAGCAGCAGGCUCCAAAACUUCCAAAAAGAAAAUAAUUGCAUGAGAGAUAUUGAGAUAAAUUGUCUGAAACUUGAAGAUUUUUUAAGGAAUAAACAGAGAAAAAGCUAAAAAAUGAUCCUUUUUACAUGCAAAAUGCACCCAAAACUGUUUUUGCAGCUUCUUUGACGGUGCAAAAUGAUCUUUUCUUAAUGUAUCGUACAAAGAAAAUACCUGCAGGGUCAAAAAGGAGACUUGCAGAUCGAGGCAGUAACCCAUGAUUGUUAGGGAGGACCAAACUCUUAGUGUAAGAAGUGUCUGCAAAAGCGGUGAAAACGAACACCAUAUCUGUGUUUUUUUUUUUUUUUAUAGGAAAAUCUUUAAGAUACAAAAGAAAAACUUAACAUACAUAAAAAAAUCAUGAUGUGCAAUGAAGCCUCCUUGAUUUCUCUCAUCUCUAACAUCCUGCAUGGACUGAAAAACAGCUCUAAAUUAUUAAUCCAGUGUUAUUUUAGUCUCAAAAAGCAGGCAGAGGUCCAUUUUUAUCUUUUAGAAUCCAUAACGAGACAAAACUUUUGUGUUUUUAUGCAAAUCAAAAACUUUCUUCACCUUCAGUCGCCCAAUGAUUCAGCAGAAACUAGUGAAUGAUUAUUUAUUGAUACCAAAUGGCACACAUGGUUGUCUAAGGUCCAAAAAAAUAACCAAACUGUCUUUAAAAAACAAACAGCAGCAUUAAAAAACUGUUUCCAGGUCAUUUUUGAGAAAUACAUGCAUUUAAAAAACAGCCCUUUAAAAACUUAUAUUAAACCUUUUAUCUAAAUACAUGGACUGAUCGUUCCUGAUCGAGCUGGUUUGUGUUUUUCAUUUCGUGCAGAGAUGCCGGAUAGAAGGUUUCUUGUGUAUCAUGAAUUAUUAAUGAGUACACACACACACACACACACACACACACACACACACACACACACACACACACACACAGGGUUAUGUAAGGGUUUGCAGGGAUGUGUAAGGGCAUCCUGACACACACUCACACACAGUAGCACAAAAACACACACACUGACACACUCAAGCAGGGCGUGACAGAGGGUGAUGCAUUUGCACCUCCUCGUCUGAACUAAAACUCUACAUAAGAACUUCAAAUAUAACAGUUUAGAUUUUUUUUUUAAUUUGUCUAUUAUCUAAAAAAACAAUCUGCUGAAGUUUGUGAUGGCAGUGAUUGGUCGGUUAGUUGCUGUGUUAGAAGAUUUCUGCCUUCAGAUAGUAACUUGAUUUUAUCGUCCUGAUGUUGUGAAAGAUGGAGACUCUGCAGCUGGUAUCAGUCGCAUUUCCUCCACCUCAGAAGCAGCUUGUUGAUGUUUUGGUUGGCGGCUGAUGAGUUUAGUCCUGCAGACACAGCUCGUACCUCACUGUGAUGUUACUCUUGUCAUUUUCGUCUGAAAAACUGAAAUACUUGUUGAUUUAGUGGAAUGCACUUGUGCUUUAACAACCUUGAGUUUUGUUUUGGUCACUGCCUAAAAUUCGUAGAGUGUCGAUUAACAGGUUCAUAAUGCUAAUCUGUGUCAUUGCUUUUUAAUUCAUUCAUUGAAACUCAUCUUUAUAGACGAUGUCAAGUUUCGAUGUCGUCCUCCUUCUUGCUUAUUCUUACAUUAUUCUCAUUCAUGCGUGCCAAAGCUUUUUGUAAACCCAAACUAUCAUGUUUACAGCUGAUGCUGCACAAAGCUGCACGUCAAUCUCACGGUCCAUUUUUACCGUGUAUGCCAGAAUCACUCUUAAACUUAGACUUAGUUAAGACAAAGGACUCUAUUUUUGUGCCUCGCCGGCAGCGUGGUGCAAGCGCGGCGUAAAUCAGGUCCACUGCGCCGACAAGGCAUGCCCAAGCACAUUUUGGUAUUUUGGUGAGUGGCGCAGCCCGGCGUAAGUAUCCCCCCUCCCUAAAUCAGCUCCUCCCAGCGUCGUAAGUCGUAGAGAGGGAGGGGAUAAGGCAUGGAGUGGAUUUAACACAGCCGAGACCUGUGUUAAACCUCCCCCUACUGCGCCAACACGCCCAGCUUGGCGGACCUUGGUGCGCCUCAGUUUACGAAAAUACUGACUGUGCGUCGGGCUCCACCAGACGAAAAUACCAAUGCGUGGGGUGCGCCACCCUCCGCCACGCUGCUGGCAGGCACGAAAACAGAGCCCAAAGACUCAUUCCCUCCCCUGUGGGACCGUUUUCCAGCAGAGAACAACAACCUCGGAUUUAGAGCUUGAAGAUGCCAGCAGGACUACAUCAUCUUCAGAGCAGAGAUGAAAUUUGGAGCCUACAGAACUUAAGUUCAUCUCCACGAUGACCCAGAACUUGUCCGACUUUGUGCUUAACUCUGAUUUCUAUUAUUUCUUGCAUUUUCUUUAAAGUUACUGUCAAAAUCAGACGGACAUGUGGGUCUCUAAAUUCAGAGUUACUGUGUUUACAGUUUGUUCACUCCUGGAUUUGGAUUGUGCGCUGAUAUUUUGUGUAUUCACUUUGUAAAGAGGUCCAAAGUGUGAGUUUUCAGAGGCGCUGAAAGAAGCUGCGGUUUAACUCUGCUUCUCUUAAAUGUUUCAGACAGUUUACAGAUUUAACUCACUGAACUGAAAACUGUAAACGUCUCGCCUGUCAGGAAUCUGACACCUUCACACAACGGCAACACACACUGUCUCACACACACACACGGUCAGUCUUUUACUACAUACAGACUGUUUCUCUCUUUCUCCUUCACAUCCUAACAGAACUAACUUAAGCCCCGCCCACCAUGGCUUACAUCACCUCUGAUUGGUCCGGCUCCCUGGCAGAGACACCUGAUAGUCACACACACACCACGUGUUUUCAGCAGCAGCAGCAGCAGCGAGCGGUUUAUAAAUCUUACAGGGUGCAGAGACUCGAGUUACCGUGACAACCACUGUUAGGGAUUGCAUCAAUGUGUGUGUAAUCGCACAAGAGUGAGAAAGCAGAGUGAGGUCAUGUCCCACACCCUGACACACACACACACACACACACACACACACACACACACACACACUCUGCAGAAGCUGUUGCAGAUGGACGUAAAAGUUUCUUUUCAUUCAGUGUUUUUCGUUCCUGAUCAACUUUCUGUCUGUUUUAUCAGCAUUAAAACAAGAAUAAGAAUAAAAUAAAAAAUAAAACAAAAUAAAGUAAAAUAACAAUGAAAAAUAAAAUAGAAUAGAAUAAAUACAAAAUAAAAUACAAAAUAAAAUAAAAUAAUAAAAUAAAAUAAAUACAAUUAAAAAAAUCAUAUCUUAUAAAAAAUAAAAUACAACAAAUUUAAAAAAAGAACAGAAUAGAAUAAAAUAAAACAAAAUAAAAAAAGGGUGAAACAAAGAAAAAAGGACCCAGAAAUGCAGAACUCAGGAUUUAUUAAAGCAAACAGGAAAAAGGAAAGUCCAAGUAAAGCAUACUCUCAAAAUGCACACAUACACAAUGAACUUACAAAGACAGAGGGAAAGACAGAGGCUAUAUAUCAUUACAAAGACAACACCAGUAUCAGAACAGCACUGCAGUUGCUGGGAGAGGACUGCCAAUGAUGUCCAGUUCUCCCAAAGGGUUAGCGUUUUGGAUCCUCCUACAUCAUCUCUUUGUCUCCAAGUUAUCUUUCUUUACCAUCUGAUUUACACCUAGCUUUAGAGUGUGACCUGUGAUCUGCAAAACCCCCAACAUCCAGGAUGUCUGGACCAGGUCCCAUAAAAGUGACACCAUGCCCACAUUCCACAAUUUGGUUAUCUCAGGUUAUCCCUGGGAAAUACCUCAAGGCAUUGCAUGUUGGUGCUGUACUCCAGAUACCACAAGAUCCAUCCUGGUAAUCUUACCUUUGGGCUCCUGUUGGACAAAGUCCUAAUCUUCUAAAAGACCAAGAUCACACUCUCAUUUCUGCAGGUAUUUUCUCAUCAUGGCGGAAAGCGUAGAGAUCGAGCAGCUCCUGGUGUCGUUUAAGAAGUUUGCCAUCCACGGAGACACGAAGGCCACGGGGAAGGAGCUGAACGGAAAGAACUGGGCCAAACUGUGCAAAGACUGUAAGAUCAUCGAUGGCAAGAAUGUGACCGGCACUGACGUGGACAUCGUCUUCUCCAAAGUGAAGUAAGUCUGCAGACAUCAGAGUGUGAGAACCAAGAAACGGAUCAAACCACAAGAAAGUCUUGUCUGGACUUUGAGUGAGUCAGUGCGGUCGACCAAAACCAAAAAUGACUGACUUAUCAGACUGUUACGAUAUCAGCUGCAUACGGUAAUAAUAUUUGAUGGUGUGAGUAUUUGAGAGAGGUACAGUGGUUUAGUGGUUAGCACUGUCGCCUCACAGCAAGAAGGUCCUGGGUACGAAUCCGGGUCAGGGCGUUUCUGUGUGGAGUUUGCAUGUUCUCCCUGUGUCUGCGUGGGUUUACUCCGGGUACUCCAGUUUCCUCCCACAUCUCAAAAACAUGCAGAAGUGGGGUUAGGUUCAUUGGCCACUUUCAAAUUUCCCAUAUGUGUGAAUGUGAGCGUGGAUGCUUGCUCAUCUCUAAAUGUCAGCCCUGUGACAAACUGGCGACUUGUCCAGGGUGGGAUAGGCUCCAGCCACCAGAAGGAGGAGGUGGGCUGAAGCGGUUGACUUUUGUAACCUGCCUGAACUAACACUACGCUCUAAUCUUUCGUUCCACCGUACAGGCAGAAGACGUCUCGGGUCAUCACCUACGAUGAGUUUCGAAAAGCUCUGGAGGAUCUGGCCCCGAAGAGGUUCAAAGGUCAAAGCAAAGAGGAGGCCCUGGAUUCCAUCUUCAAACUGGUGGAAGGCAAAGAGCCCACGAACGUUGGAGUGACGGUAAGACUGGGAAUGUGACUUCUUUCUGUCAUCACAUGGACUGUCUGUAGACUGAUCUGUAAGCCCCUAUUUCCACCGCUUCGGAACAACACAGCUGCGGAAUGGCGGCGAUUCCUACCAGAUGCGUUAAUGAGGCAAAUUUCGUGGCGAAUUUCAGACAGCAGGAAUCAGACAGUGGGAACCGUGUGGACUUACAAGAACCCGCAAAUUCACAUCCAUCGCACGAUAACAAGUUGUCUCUAUAAGGACAGCCACAUAGACAUGUAAGCAGUAGAUCGUGUCCUUCCAGAGAAGGAAAUCUACUCUGUCCAGACAACAUUAUAUUGGUACUAAUUUGUUACUUACCACGCCUACGUUUGCAUGGUGUGAAAUACGAUCCACCUGAAGAGGCCGGAUGUUUUAUUUUGUGUCUUCCUUUCCAGCACGGGUUAAUCUGUGCUGAAUUUAUGCGGCAUGCUGUGGCGUCCAGAAAAAAAGCCAGCUGAACUGCAGGGGGCCUGAAAACGCCGGUAGAAAUUGACACAUUAGUUUGAAUGGAAACGAUCAGCAACAAUCUGCGCUGACAACCUUUUCGCCACCGUUUCCCAUGCAGUGGAAAUUUGUGUUUACAGUCCUGGGCUUGGUUAGACCGGAUGCAUCUAAACUUCUUACAGAUGGAAAAAGUCCUGAUGUGUAAACAGGCGGAAGUUUUGUCCCAUUUGGAUGGUCAACCAAACAAAACGUGUUUGCUUUGCUGAUUGAUGUGUUGCACCCUUCGCCGAGUUGUGAGGCCAUGUCUUUUUUUAUUUUAUAAAAUCAAAUCACAGGAAUGUCAGUUUGUUGUUCGUACUCCUGUCUGGAUCAGAGUCUCUUAAAUUAGGGUGACCAUAUUCUGAAUACCCAAAAGGAGGACAGUAUUACGUGGGAGGGUCAUGGAGUCACAUGUAGUAAGUUUUUAGUGUUUUUUGGGUUGGGUCGAGUGUUUUUUACGUGCCUCUAACUCAGAAAAACUUCCAUUCAAAACCCGGAUAUUUAAGUAUUUUAUAGACUCCCCUGGACAAGGCCGGACUUCUCCAGGUAAAAGAGGAUGUUUGAUCACCCUACUUAAAUUUCCCUAAAUGAGGUGGUUUUAUUGAACUCAAACCUUAUGUUGAGGUGAUAAGUGCUCCGUCAGUGAGGUUAUACAUUUCGCUAAACUUAUUGAAUGAUUGGAUUAAAAAUCACAGAGUGGGAUCUGCGAUGGAGAGGCUGCUGGUGCUCACCAAACGCCAAAAAAUAAAUCAAGUUAUGGUCACUGAGGCUUUCCAUACAAAGGCGUUUUUCGUUCUUUAACUUGAACUUGAGCUCUUGGCUGCAGAUAAAAGUUGGAUCUGAAAUUGUGAGCAGAUGAGACGGCAGUGAGUCUGAGUGAGUAACAUCCACAGCUUCAUUAAGACGUGAUCAAACAUGAUGGAUAAUCUUUGAUCCAUCUCUGAUAGUCGGCAGCUCGGCUCGGUUACCUCAGCUCCGCUUCAUCCUCCGGCUGCUGAGACAAGUUCGGAGCUGCAGCACAGAAAGACUUUUCACUCCAACAGCCCGUUCACGAAACCUGAGAGCGCUUUGUAAAUGUUUGGACACUCAUCAGAGGUUUAUUAUUGUAGUGAUGAAAUCAUCUGAGCCCGAGCCAAGAGGUGAGGCAAUUUGGAUCGUCAUCUGAUGAUUAAACUGCCAAAGUCAGAGCAGAUCCAGUAAACACUAUUCUGACUGGAAUAUACACAUUUGAAACGAACAAAACAAAUUAAAGACGAGGAUUUAUGAUCAUGCACGAGAGAGGGAAACAGAUUCUGGUCAGCUGGUUGAAGUCAUCCAUCAUUUCUGUACCAACAAAUCCAGACGAGAAGGUUCCAGAUGGCCUGAAGUCGUCACCGCAGAUACUGAGCAGAGUCUGGGCUGAAAGCAGGGGAAGUUAUCGGGACUGCAGAGAACGCAAAUAUGAAAACGCACAAGUUGGUAUUCUUUAAGUUUAUGAAUAAAUGCAACAAAAGUGCAUUAAAUACAAUCAUUUUUACAAAUGUGCAUGAAAAUAAAACUUUCUCCGAUCAUUUUAGAGUCAAUUAACUUAACCUCAUACUGCGAUAAGAAUCCAGAUUUUAACAGAUGAGAGCGUUAAUGCUAGCGAACAGGUUCAGGUCUGCUUCAAGGUGCUAAAACAGCAGCAGCGAUAAUUCACUCAAAGUUAGCGAUGAAUUUGGAGAUAUGUGAGGAGCUUUGUGCAUUUGUCCAUGCUGUUUGUUACAAGCCCCGAUAAGAGCCAAGAUAUAUCGACUGUUCAUCACAACUAGGAGAGCAGAUGUCCUCCGGAUUAGUGCUGCUGAGUGAACGACGUGAACUGAAUCACUCCGAGACCUGAUUCGUUCCUUUCUCAGUUCAGUUGAGCUCAGCGGCGAGCCUGGCGUGCCGGUCGGGAGUGGAACUGCCACCUUUGACUCUUUGGCGAACGACACACAGCCAGCCAGUGAGCGAGCGGGCGGGUGGGCGGAGUCACGUGAUUUUCUCUGUGAACGAAACGAACGACUUUCAAAUGACUUAAGGUAGGCACAGGAGGGAGGGGCGUAGCGUCAUUCACUAACUGCCGAGCAGCGGUUGGUUGACUGAGGCUAAGAUAAAACAGGUCAUUAUGGCGCCUUUACAUUAAAACACGUGUUUAAACUUUCCUGUAAUAAGAUUUAAUUUCAGACGAUUUAAAGAAAUAUGAUAUUUAAUAUCUUUAAAAGUAUCUGAUUCCCAGCUACAGCUGACAUCUUUAUUUUUUAUCUCUCCACUUUACCGCCAUAUAAAAGAACGAUGACUCGCUCUUGUUUAGCGACGUGCUGCUCACUGCUGUGUUGUUUCUGCUGAUGGCGACACACGGAGAGGUGAGUUUUUCGGGGGUGGGGAGUGAUUCUUCCUUCAGGACUUAUCGAAUGAACAACGUGUCACCAAAUGAACGACGCUGUGACUUCAGCAGCAGGUUUAGUGAAUGAACUCGCAGCUGUGUCACUCACUCAUGUACGGCACUGACAAGUUGGGGCUCCGAAACACUGAUUAGUGAACAAAUCUUUUGAACGAAUCAUUUUAAUAACGGGUUCUAAAGAUUCAGUACAGUCAAAAGAACUGAUCUUCCCAUCACUAUUCCAGAUUGUCUCUCAGUUUGUAUUAAUCUACUCUGAACCCCCCCGAUGAAAAACUGUAACUGACCCCGACACCAGAGUCCUGGUUGAAAUAGUGCUGAAUCAGCCAUUUUUUAACUUCUGACACCACACCUGUCCUGUGCGUCUUCUCAGAAAGUGGCGAAGACCGGGGCUGUGGAUCGCCUGACCGAUGCGUCCAAGUACACUGGAUCACACAAGGAGCGCUUCGACGAGACCGGCAAGGGCAGAGGUCGCGAGGGGCGUGAGGAUCUGGUGGAUCACUCAGGCUAUGUGGGAGCGUACAAGGACGCCGGGACGUAUGACACCAAGGUCAAGACGGAGAAACAAUGA